GUAUACUUUUCUCUCUUUGAAACAAUGAAACACGUACCCUUGGCUUUCCCUUCAAGCAAGGGCUCCCCACAUGAAGAAGCCCUGUUCACGUCUGUGUGCCAAUAUGGUGGGGUAGUUGUCAGUGACCCCACUGUCCUUAGUACUUAUUAGUGUUUGCCAGCCCUCGGUGAGCUUCGUGUUGGAUCUCCACCUUCGGCUCAGGAUUGAUGUGUGAGAACUCACACAUCCACUGCAAUAUUCCAUAACUCUCCCGUGAUUUCUUUUCUUUCUCCUUUCCCUUGUCCACUUCAUAUCCCCUCAUAUCUCCUGAGCACCUAGUUCCUUCUUUAAUGACUCCUUGCACUGAACGCCGUGACCAGUCUUAGAAGCAUUAUAAUCUGAAGAAAGCAAUCAAGUCUCCAACAAUAAAUGGUGGUUUACUAUUUUUUUUUAAAAGAUGGAAACUGUCAUAUGGAAAUGGGGGCAUCGAUGCCUUAACCUAUUCCAAAACUUUAUUUAUCUCAUAUCCGGCCAGGAAAUAGAAUGUAGGCGUGAGAGCGAGAGUGCGUGUGUGCCGGCUCACGUGUGCACAGGUGCAUGUCUUUGAAGCAGCAUGAAGCCAAAAAGUCUUAUCAAUUAAAGUUAAGCAAAAUUUGUAAUCAAUUUUUAAAGUAGGUAUGUUUUACGGCCUGGUGUUAUUUGAAAGCUGAACAGCUGAUGUCAAAAAUAGACUCCCCAUUCUUUCCAAAGUGUGGCAAAAAUAACCACAUGCCUUUCUUGGCCUCCCGACUCUCACCCCAGAGGGUUUUCUUGUAUAGGAACCAACAAUGCCUUGGAUGGAAACUCUGGAUAGGCUAGUCAUUAUUUUAAGAUUUAGGAGAUUGCAGAUUCUUGGCAGACCUUGGUUGUUUUUCUAGAGUAGUAGAAAAAAGCAAGGAGCCGAUCCAUGUUGCUGGCUUUGGGUUCUUCGUGAACAAAUGAGACAAGAAAAUCUGCAGAAUGCAGGGCAUUUACCCACUGAUGGGAAGGUUCCAGAACAAAGAAGAGAUGGAAGAAACAGGUUAGCGAGAAGCAGUAAGAAACUAAUACAACCUAUUGCGAGCGACCAGAUCACGCCUGCUAGCUUGAGAGAGGAAUGACUUGGCAAAUUGAUGGCUCCGCGUGAAUCUUCAUACAGUUUCCCCGACCGCCGUCCCCCCUGUUCGGUUUCAGUAUAUGUGUCGCCAAAGGGAGCAGUCGUGUCCCUCCUUAUGGAGAGAAGGGAACCGAGACCGAGAGAGAGAGAGAGAGAGAGAGGCCAGUGUCCAAGGCCCCACAGGAAGCGAAGGGAAGAGCUGGCAGGAGGGAGACAUGCCAGCUCUGUCCAAUCUGACGCAGACGCUGGAAGAUGCCUUCAGAAGGAUUUUUAUUACUUAUAUGGACAACUGGCGCAGGAACACGACAGCUGAGCAAGAGGCCCUGCAAGCCAAGCUUGAUGCUGAGAACUUCUACUAUGUCAUCUUGUACCUCAUGGUGAUGAUCGGCAUGUUCUCCUUCAUCAUUGUCGCCAUCCUGGUGAGCACGGUGAAAUCCAAGCGACGAGAGCACUCCAACGACCCCUACCACCAGUACAUCGUGGAAGAUUGGCAAGAGAAGUACAAGAGUCAAAUUUUGAAUCUAGAAGAAUCGAAGACCACCAUCCAUGAGAACCUCGGGGCAGCGGGGUUCAACAUGGCUCCUUGAUGAGGAGGAAAGGCGUCAAGCCAACGGCGGAUACCUGGAUGUGAAGAGACACCUGUGCCGUGGAGCAAAUCCAAGUUGUCACUGCUUAGACGACACUAAGCUCCUUGCUUUCUGUUGAGAAUUUUCAUGGAGAUCCUGUGGCAACUCAACUCAGACGACAAUGGUAAUCUCAGUGUGAUUUAGACUUGCUCAUCAGAGCCGUGUUUUAUGCUGAAGAUCCCUUUUACUUUCUGUGCAACAUAAAUGUCACUUCGGUCAAUGUCAAAUUUGACACGUUUGUCGAGUGAGUGGAAAUAAAGUCAAAUUUGAAGGACAGCGCCUGUGUGCUAGCGGUGAGAGCGCGGGGGAGGAGGGGGAGGCAGGUACCAACAAGUCACUGAACUGUCUUCCUCAUGAAACAGUAUUUUGUAUGUGACGAAUUCGCUCUAUAAAUAACCCAGAUGUAUUGCGCAGAGGCUGUGGUUCAAAAAUGUGUCACCUGCUCACUGGCUUGACAUCAGAGCGUUUAUUUAUUCAUUCAUGAAUGUCAAGUCUGAAGUGAUGAGUGAACAGAAUCACCAGGUGACUUUAUGUAUAUUGUUUUCCCGGCAUCUGGCUUACUGGGAAGUCUGUCGACAGAACAAACAUUUCACGAGGGCAAAUCGCCCACAACAGAGAGGUAGCAUCUUUAAGAAGUGCCCAGUGCAACAGAAACAUAUUUUUAAAUUAACAUUUAAAGUUUUAUGGAAAACUAACCCUUUAAAGUUCUUGUUAUUAUAGAAAAGGAUAAUGAAAAGUUGUGACAUCACUUUAUAAAUAGCAUAUUCUUUUCAGUCA
Herpailurus yagouaroundi (jaguarundi) is the source of this 2517-nucleotide messenger RNA. It is a transcript of the gene KCNE2, whose product is annotated as potassium voltage-gated channel subfamily E regulatory subunit 2. Gene Ontology annotation, molecular function: delayed rectifier potassium channel activity; transmembrane transporter binding; voltage-gated potassium channel activity involved in ventricular cardiac muscle cell action potential repolarization. Gene Ontology annotation, cellular component: membrane; voltage-gated potassium channel complex. Bases 1195 to 1701 code for a protein of 168 amino acids. The transcript is spliced from 5 exons. NCBI's taxonomy places the organism in Eukaryota, Metazoa, Chordata, Mammalia, Carnivora, Felidae. The record is from RefSeq and is a predicted model, not a curated record. Gene Ontology annotation, biological process: ventricular cardiac muscle cell action potential; regulation of ventricular cardiac muscle cell membrane repolarization; membrane repolarization during action potential.